AUGGACUUUGACUUCACGUUUCGCACCAAUGACGAUAUGGAAGUUCUUUUCAGUUCAUUGGCAACUCAGCUGGAUUCCUACCGAAUCAAGAAGGGCGUUGUGAAAACAGGACGCUGGUUCAGCUGGCACAAUGGAUGCGAAAGCCAGUAUCAUGAGUUUUGGUCGACCAGAAUGCUCCUGGAGUUUGGGUUUCCCAAUGAGACUGACCCUGAUCAGAACCAAAAGAGUUUCAAGGAGAUGAGAUCAGGUGGCGAUUCCGUUGGGGGGCUGCGGCUAGUUCUCCAGUGCUGCAGCUGGAAAACGUGGUAUGGCAUCACUGCCAUCAAGCUGGCUGACCAACCACUUUGGACGUUCUACACUGAAUCAGUCAAGACAGUCAAAGAUGCUUCACAAGGUUUUCAAAGAAACUUGCUUUGGUUUGGGAAUGGCUGGAUGCAGGCCGAGCAAUUCAGUCAGCUGGUUCGUGUCCUUGUCCAAGAAGCAGAGUUCGAAAAAGUCAGAGCAUAUGCUGCCUUGUCUGUUCGAUUUCUGGGUGAGGAAGCAGCUGACCAGCAUCUCGCUGGAUUUGUGUCGUGCUUAUGGGCAUACAUCAUGCAGAUUUUGAACUUCCGAGGAAGAACUAUGUCGAAGCAUGCUUCAGGUCCUGAGGCCUAUGCACCGGCCAUUGGUGAUGAUCCUGAAUGUGCUCAAGAAUCCAUGGACUUCAUGAUUGCCGAUUGGCGUGCGUUGAGGCUGCUGGAAGCUUCGCCUGGCCAAGCGCCCCAAGAGCUUGCAGCCGACAUGCGUGAUAGCAUUUCAAAACCUCUGAGAUUGGCCUUUCAGCUGAUGGAGUGUGGCCGAAAAGAAGAGUCUUUGUCAGUCUUGAAGAGUCUGUUGUACAGAUUGCCAGAUACGAAGGUGGUGGAAGAUGUUCAUCAACGUCUUCGGACUGAAGCCAUGGCCAAUCCCAACAACAGACUUCUCCCAAGGGAAUUGCAAGGGCUUGUGCAGACUUCGGGACAACUCGAAGCCCGACAAAUCCCACAUCCAGCCAGAUUAGACAAAGAGUCUUUUCUUGAACGUUGGAAGGUCACUCCAAACAACUUCAACUUCAAGGUUUCACUGGACUCUGGAGUGGUGAAGCUCCCAAAGUACUUUUCACGAAUGCUUGGCAAAAAGUCUUGGCGGACAAUCAGUGAAGAAGCCUUGAGUUUGUCCAGUUCGGCAUGGGCAUGGAUGCGGGAGUACAUCUCCAAGGACUUCAAAAGCAAAGGCAUCAAGUUGAGAGAUUCUCAAUUUUUUGAGUCAGAUGCUCGGAUGUGCAUCACCUUGCAGCCAGGGAUGGCAUUCAAGGCCGCAGAUGAGCCUGAUGUUGUUUUUGCCUGUGUGUCGAACCUUCGAUGGGCAAUUCUGGCAUGGCCACUCCAACCGGUUCAAGAUGAUGGUUACUACAUUCUGGAUCCAGCCGGAAGACUGUACUGGAAAUUUGUGACCAAUGUCGAGAAUUUGGAAGCGGGGAUUUUGGAACCAUCAUUCUUACCUGGUGUUGGCGUCGGCAUUUUGAUUAGCGAAUGGGGGUCGGCUUUGAAGGUUCUGCUCAAGCAGUCUUCUGAGGCUCUGCUUUUCCGUGACCUCGAGUUCCUGGCCAAGAAUGCAUUUGGCAUGUCCCGAACCAGAUCCAUGACUCGGCAUGAUCUUCUGAAAGCCCUGGCGACUGAAGUUGGGGGCCGAGAAUUUGCUGAGGAAGUCUUGGAGUCUGUCUGUUGUAGAAAGAAAAGGAAACUUGACCAAACUGACUUUGAUGACCUUGCUGGCAUUGUCCUGGAGGCAAUGGACAAGGACGAGGCAGCUGAAUGGGAUGACGUUCGAGUUUCGAUGAAGAAGAAAGAGAAAGACGCAGUUGCAUCGAAAUGGCAGCAGUGGAGAAAAGAGGCCAAUGAACGAAAAAAGGCAAAGGGCAAGGGCAAGGGCCGUGGUGGACGUGGAAAAGGUCGAUUGAGGUUAAGCUUCAAUGGUGUUGACUCUGAUCAAGCAUCGCCAAUGGGAUCUCAACAAGUUCAUCAAGGUGACAGUGCUGCUCCAGCUACACCCAAGAUUGACAACGACGACGAUGCUAACAUGGAAAUCGAUCCUCCUAAUGUCGAUCCAGUGCCCUCCCCGGCCGAUGUUGAAAUGCCAAUGCAGUUCAGUGAUGCAGCAGCUGCUGCAAGUGAUGAUGUCUCUGUAGUCUGCUGUAGUCAACUUGGUUCGCUUGACCUCUUCACUGCUGAGAGUGAGCCUGCUGCUGUUGUGCCAGCAGUGGCCAGUGAAAAUGCAGAUGCUAUGUCUCAAUCUGCUGUUGCACCGGAGCCCGGGCCAGAUGCUCCCAGUGAGACUCCUGCCGCUGAUGCCGCUUCAUCAGCACGAGGGCCAAACGUUCACCGAACCCCUGAUGAACUCCAUUUGAUUACGCCGCCCAGCUGUUCAAUCCACCUGAAUUGCAAUGAUCACCGCUGGACAGAGAAGUGGCCAAAAGCAUUUGGCCUCUCUUCCUGGUCCAAGUCGUUCGACUACAAGAAUGAAGCGGAUUGGAAGCUCAAGUUGGAGCUCGUGCAUGAGCAUGCAUGGAGAACGUGGAAAAAAAUCAAAGACCAUGACUCCAUGAGGCCCUUUAGGGACCAGUUGAAACUUUGUGAAGGGCAAGUGGAGCAACAGGGAGGUGUUCUUGUUCCACAGCUGAUUGAAAAUCUCAGACCUCAAUUUGAAAGGAUGCCUCCAAAGAAGAGAUACUGA
This is a messenger RNA of Cladocopium goreaui, 2751 nucleotides long. The record is from the annotation of a GenBank genome assembly. Lineage: Eukaryota; Dinophyceae; Suessiales; Symbiodiniaceae.